UCAGCGAAUCCACACUGGGGAGAAGCCCUACAAAUGCAACCAGUAUGGCAGAGUCUUCAGCCAGCUUGCUCUCCCCUCAUUCAGCAUCAGAGGAUCCACAUAGGAGAGAAACCCUAUGAAUGUAACCAGUGUGGCAGAGCCUUCAGCCAGAGCUCCCUUCUCAUCGAACACCAGAGGAUUCACACCAAGGAAAAGCCCUAUGGGUGCAAUGAGUGUGGGAAAUCCUUCAGCCACAGCUCCUUGCUCAGCCAGCACGAAAGGACGCACACUGGGGAAAAGCCCUAUGAGUGUCACGAUUGUGGAAAGUCCUUUAGGCAGAGCACCCACCUCACUCAGCACCGGAGGAUCCACACAGGAGAUAAGCCAUAUGUGUGCAGGGACUGUGGAAAGGCCUUUACACACAGCUCCUCCCUUACCAAGCACCAGAGAACUCACACUGGAUAAACCCAUUCCACAUGUGCUACGGACAUAGGAAGACCUUAAGCCAUAGCUCAUCCCUUUCUAGA
Symphalangus syndactylus (siamang) is the source of this 506-nucleotide messenger RNA. RefSeq names its product zinc finger protein 135-like. Gene Ontology annotation, cellular component: nucleus. Gene Ontology annotation, molecular function: DNA-binding transcription factor activity; RNA polymerase II cis-regulatory region sequence-specific DNA binding. The record is from RefSeq and is a predicted model, not a curated record. NCBI's taxonomy places the organism in Eukaryota, Metazoa, Chordata, Mammalia, Primates, Hylobatidae. Gene Ontology annotation, biological process: regulation of transcription by RNA polymerase II.